UGCAGGUUGGCGGUUACCAGAGGAGACCAGCGAAUUGGUUGAAAAACCAGUUUUCGCACGAAAAUGGCUUCUGCCACCUCUGUACUUGAUCUGCGGGGUUAAUGAGAAUGCUCAAAAUGCCUUGUAAAGCGCAUUCCCUCGGCUUUCGGAUCUUUUUCUGUCUUGUCAGGAAGAUUGUGAGAGGGGAGAAAAAAGACUGACUGUACUGCUGACAACAACAGCGUUUUAUUCAUCCAAUGAAGAUGAAACCAAUUUCCUGGUGGAAGCAACUGUUCUUACUCAUUCUGUUCAGUGUUAUAUUUUGGUUAAUAUUUUGCACAGAGAAACCAAAGGAAAAGAUUGAUUGGUGGUUCUUCUAUAGUCAACAGCCGAUCUAUAAGUGGAACUUCAAUUUUACAUUGACUCCACAUCUGAAAUGUGAAGGUGACAAUCAUUUUCUAGUUAUACUAGUUGCUACAAGACCAAAUGAAGUAGAAGCUCGGCAGGCAAUCAGAGUAACGUGGGGACAGAAACGGAUGUGGUUGGGCAAAAAAGUCUUGACUCUGUUCUUGAUUGGAAGAGAUGCUGAACAUGAAAAUCAAGGGAAGCAACCAGUGCAAGAAGAAUUUGCUCAAUAUGGAGAUAUAAUUAGUCAGAAUUUUAUUGAAUCUUACAAUAACCUGACCUUGAAGACAAUAAUGGCAUUUCAGUGGAUUUCAGAGUUUUGUCCCAAUGCUGAAUAUGUGAUGAAAAUAGACUCUGAUGUAUUUCUAAAUACAAAGAAUUUAGUUAAUUAUCUGCUAAAAGUUAACAAAAGUGUUUCCAGUGACUUUUUUACAGGCUAUCCCUUUAUCAACACAGGACCACACCGAGGUUUUGUUAAAAAGGCAUACAUUUCAAAAGCUGACUACCCUUUUAGUAUAUAUCCUCCAUAUUGUAGUGGCCUUGGUUAUGUUUUUUCUGGGGAAUUGAGUUUAAAGAUUUUUAAGUUGAUGGGACAUAUUAAACCAAUUAGAUUUGAGGAUGUAUUUGUUGGCAUUUGUUUGAAGAUAUUAGAUGUAAAUCUACAUAUUCCAGAAAAAGAGUUGUUCUUCCUAAACCAGCUGAAAUUUGACAAAUGUCUGUUCAGCAGGGUAAUUGCAGUACAUGGCAUCACUCCACAGCAGCUGAACAGUUAUUGGGAGGAUCUUCAAGGAUUGGAGAAUACCUGUUGAGCAAGGGGUAGAAAAUGUAAAGGUCUGAAGCUAAUACUAGAUUGCACUUCCUUGGGAGUGAAAAUUCUGGUUGAGGUUUGCUUUCAUUUCCUUUGUAUCAAAUUGGCUGAGUGUAUUUUUUUAUAUAUCACAUUGGCUGAGUAUAAAGAGUUGAGCAUUUUAAAACUUGAGUCAGGCCAAGUAUGAAUCAGCUUCCAUAAUCUCUUUGGUACUGUUCUAAUGAUCAUUUUACUCAUAUCCAGCAUUGUGUGCAAAACUGAGUGCAGGUGACCCCUGCAUUAUGGCUAUUUGGACAUCAAAAAAUAAUGCUUGCUAAGUUCACAAAUUAUGACCCAAAAUAUUGAUAUGCAGAAUAAAAACUACUCUAACAGAAUUUGUGGAAAAUGUAGAUAAAUAAGCACUUGUUUUUCAAUUUGUUUAUGCAUGUGCAAAUGAUGUAACUUUAUAUCACAGAAAAUCAUGUCUGAUUCAUUUUCCCUCCCAGCCACCAUCUCCUGCCUCCUCCCCAUAUCCCUUCAUGUCCUGACUAAUCAAUAAUCUAUCAACCUCUGCCUUAAAUAUACCCAAUGAUUUGGCCUCCACAGCUGCCUGGCAAUUAAUUCCACAGACUCACCACUCUCUGGCUAAAGAAAUUCCUUCUAAUCUCCAUUUUAAAAUUGGGGCUUUGGUUUUGGACUCUCCCACCAUAGGAAACAUCCUCUCGACGUCCACUCUAUUGAGGCCUUUCAACAUUUGAUAGGUUUCAUUGAGGUCACCCCUCAUUCUUCUGAAUUUCAGUGAGUACAGGCCCAGAGUCAUCAAACACUCUUCAUAUGACAAGCCUUCAAUCCUGGAAUCAUUUUUGUGAACCUCCUUUCAACCUUCUCCAAUGUCAGCACAUCCCUUCUUGGAUCAGGGGCCCAAAAUUGUUCAGAAUGCUCUGUGAGGCCUCACCAGUGCCUUAUAAUGUCUCAACAGUACAUCCUUGCCUUUGUAUUCUAGUCCUCUCAAAAUGAAUGCGAACGAUAUUAUAAUGCAAUUCCCCACCCAGUCCGGGGGUUGCCUGUGCACAACUAGAUUGAAAUGUUAAGGAAAUUGUGUUUUUGCUGAUUACUCCUGUGUGUAAAUUGCACUCCUUGGUUCAGUAUACAAGGAUCAGACAGCUUGCUUUAUUUCUGAUUAUUUCAAUUCAUAAUUUUCUAAGAAGCCUGUAUAUAUCACUGAAGCAAAUAAAUGAGUGAACUUAGUUUUUAAAGUUAAUUUGAAUUUUAUUACUUUAUGUAUAGCAUUCAUGUAUACGUCCCAAUGAUUAAACAACUAACAAGUAAAUUCGAUCACUUUAACACGUAGAUGUCAAAUACGCGUGUUUUAAAUUUACCUUUGGUAUAGCGCGUGCAUAAAAAUGUUUGCAUGAAUAUCUCUUGAAAGAUUUAAAUAUUAAUUUCUGGGCACAAUGAGACUGGAGCACUGAACUAUUUACAAUUCAAACACAAACUGUUUAUCGUUGAAUUCACAAAACAUGAUCAAGGUCGAAUUAGAUUGUGUUUCUUCUUUGGUAGAAUGAAGUGGUAAAAGCUUGAAUGCACACUGAAAUCACCAAGUACCUGGGAAUCAAAGCAAUUUGAUUGGAUCAACAGCUUAACAAAUAAAGUUUCGUGUGCUUCAUUGAUAACUUUGUUGUAAAUCAUCAUUUUAUCCAUUUUGGUCACUGAAUGAUGUUAGGUAAAAUGCUGCUUUGAAUCCAUCAUUGUCACGGUCUGGAAGUGGAUUUCUCAACAAGUUUCAUCCAUAGUGUAAAGAGCAUGUGUGAAGUAUUCCUUUUUUAAGUGGAAAGGUGA
Molecule: messenger RNA, 3010 nt
Organism: Mobula hypostoma (lesser devil ray)
Lineage: Eukaryota; Metazoa; Chordata; Chondrichthyes; Myliobatiformes; Myliobatidae
Product: UDP-GalNAc:beta-1,3-N-acetylgalactosaminyltransferase 1-like
Exons: 2
Coding region: 237-1193 (318 amino acids)
Cellular component (GO): Golgi membrane
Molecular function (GO): N-acetyl-beta-D-glucosaminide beta-(1,3)-galactosyltransferase activity
Source: RefSeq, a predicted model, not a curated record